CUUAUCCGCACAAUGUCGAGUGACGAGAUCCCCCAGCUGGUCGAGGGCGCCGCCGCCGACGAUGUUUUCGAGGGAGCCAUCGGUAUCGACCUCGGCACCACGUACUCGUGCGUCGGUGUCUGGCAGAACGACCGUGUCGAGAUCAUCGCCAACGACCAGGGCAACCGCACCACGCCGUCCUACGUUGCGUUCACCGAGUCGGAGCGCCUCAUCGGUGACUCGGCCAAGAACCAGGCCGCGAUGAACCCGAAGCAGACCGUCUUCGACGCCAAGCGCCUCAUCGGCCGCCGUUUCGACGAUGCCGAGGUCAAGAAGGACAUGGCUCACUGGCCGUUCACGGUCGUUGACAACAACGGCUCGCCCUUCAUCGAGGUCUCGUACCUCGGCGAGACCAAGUCGUUCUCGCCCGCCGAGAUCUCGGCCAUGGUCCUCACCAAGCUCAAGGAGACCGCCGAGGCCAAGAUCGGCAAGGAGGUCAAGAAGGCCGUCAUCACGGUCCCGGCCUACUUCAACGACUCGCAGCGUCUCUCGACCAAGGACGCUGGCACGAUUGCCGGCCUCGACGUCCUCCGCAUCAUCAACGAGCCGACCGCCGCCGCCAUCGCGUACGGCCUCGGCGAGGCGACCGAGAAGUCGAAGAAGGAGAAGAUGGUCCUCAUCUUCGACCUCGGCGGUGGCACGUUCGACGUGUCGCUCCUGUCGAUCACUGGCGGCGUCUUCGCCGUCAAGGCGACGGCCGGUGACACGCACCUCGGUGGCGAGGACUUCGACAACGCGCUCCUCGAGCACUUCAAGAAGGAGUUCGAGCGCAAGACCAAGCUCGACAUCUCGGGCGACGCCCGUGCGCUCCGCCGCCUUCGUUCGGCGUGCGAGCGCGCCAAGCGCACCCUGUCGUCGGUCACGCAGACCACCGUCGAGGUCGACUCGCUGUUCCAGGGCGAGGACUUCUCGGCCGCCAUCUCGCGUGCCCGCUUCGAGGAGAUCAACGCCACCACCUUCCGCUCGACCAUCGACCCGGUCGAGAAGGUCCUCAAGGACGCCAAGGUCGACAAGGCCAAGGUCGACGACAUUGUCCUCGUUGGUGGCUCGACCCGUAUCCCCAAGAUCCAGUCGCUCGUCUCGGAGUACUUCGGCGGUCGCCAGCUCAACAAGUCGAUCAACCCGGACGAGGCCGUCGCGUACGGUGCCGCCGUCCAGGCUGCCGUCCUCACGGGCCAGACGUCGGAGAAGACGGCCGACCUCCUCCUCCUCGACGUUGCGCCGCUCUCGCUCGGUGUCGCCAUGCAGGGUGACGUGUUCGGCGUCGUCGUGCCCCGCAACACGCCCAUCCCGUGCAACAAGUCGCGCACCUUCACCACGGUCGAGGACAACCAGACGACCGUCACGUUCCCCGUGUACGAGGGCGAGCGCGUCACGUGCAAGGAGAACCGCCUCCUCGGCGAGUUCGAGCUCAGCAACAUCACGCCCCAGCCGCGUGGCCAGGCCGAGCUCGUCUGCACGUUCGAGAUCGACGCCAACGGUCUCCUCAAGGUCUCGGCUCUCGACCGCACGUCGGGCCGCCGCGCCAACAUCACGAUCACCAACUCGGUCGGCCGCCUGUCGUCGUCCGAAAUCGACCAGAUGAUCAAGGACGCCCAGACCUUCUCGGCUGCCGACAAGGAGUUCACCGCGAAGCACGAGGCCAAGCAGUCCCUUGAGGCAUACGUCUCUUCGGUCGAGUCGACCAUCACGUCGCCGGAGGUUUCGGGCAAGCUGAAGCGCCAGCACCGUGGUGCCGUCGAGGGCGAGCUCGCCAAGGCGCUCGAGCGCCUCGAGAUCGAGGACUCGUCGGCCGACGAGCUCCGCCGCGCCGAGCUCCACCUCAAGCGCGCCAUGCAGAAGGCGAUGUCGGGCGGCCGCUAAGCGGCUCGAGCGUCGUUGUCGUCGUCGCUCCCGCCUCUCGGUUCCCCCUCCCUCCGUCCCCCCCUCCUGCUCCCGCACCUGCAUUGUCGUACCCUCUUCUUCUUCGUCUACAACCCUCCUCUUGCACCCGCCGUCGCCGUCGGUGCGCCUUUACUGGCGCUGCCGUCGGCGUCGCUCUCCCUCCCGCUCGCGGACCACCUCCCCCCUCUCUCUCUCUCUCCCCCUCUUUCGAAAACGGCCCGUACUCUGUUCUCGUCUAGCUCCGACCUCCUCCUCUUUGGUGCAACGUCGAUCGAUGGCCUGAUA
This is a messenger RNA of Rhodotorula graminis WP1, 2208 nucleotides long. RefSeq lists its product as uncharacterized. Gene Ontology annotation, cellular component: cytosol; plasma membrane; nucleus. The transcript has 9 exons. Bases 13 to 1902 code for a protein of 629 amino acids. The record is from RefSeq and is a predicted model, not a curated record. NCBI's taxonomy places the organism in Eukaryota, Fungi, Basidiomycota, Microbotryomycetes, Sporidiobolales, Sporidiobolaceae. Gene Ontology annotation, molecular function: ATP hydrolysis activity; heat shock protein binding; ATP-dependent protein folding chaperone. Gene Ontology annotation, biological process: vesicle-mediated transport; cellular response to unfolded protein; protein refolding.